Messenger RNA from Scutellospora calospora, 1281 nucleotides. NCBI's taxonomy places the organism in Eukaryota, Fungi, Glomeromycota, Glomeromycetes, Diversisporales, Gigasporaceae. The record is from the annotation of a GenBank genome assembly.
AUGGAAUCAAAAAAUUAUAUUCAGCAUACUAAUAUACCUUGGAUACCUAAUUCUCAUAAUAGGUUACAAUAUGAAAGCCUUUUCGAAAUUACAUCCGAAAUGCAGGAAGUAUUGGACAAAGAAUUACAUGAUUAUCUUUCUGAAAUUUUAAAUUUAUUGCUUGAGGAAAAAUUAUCUAAGAUUAAUAACAUUGAUGUUCUUGCUAAUAGCAUAGGAUCAAAUGAUCACUGUAAAAAACGAUGUUUUGAAUGUAGUGAAAAAAAUAUUGAUAAUAGAAAACAGGUUUGUUCAAAAUGUUCAGCUCGUCUACUCAAGUUAACAAAAUUACAGCAAGAACAGUCCUCUGAAUUAGAGAAAGAUGUUAAGGACUAUCCAAUUAUAUUUAAGCCAUAUAGUAUUGAAGAAUCUAGUCUGUUUACCAUACUAAGAAUAAGUAUUACUCAGAAGUUAUCACCUGAUAAAGGAGUUCGAAUUCCAGAUAUUUUUGUUCCUAAUCCUCUUGAUAUUAACCCUAAUUCAAUUGCUAAUGUCAAAGAAAUUCUACUUCAUAUAGAGAAAAUCUCUGGGUUCGCGAAGUGUCAAGGAUACAAGACGGAAAAGCAACUUGCCUAUUUCAAGAAGUGCUAUGACUAUCACAAGGCUUGGGAUUCCAUUUGCAACAUUUAUUGUUAUGCGAUAGCUACGGAGUUGAUUUGGUUAUAUGUUAAGAAUAGCUUGAAUCUAUCAGCAAAAAGAUAUCUGACCUGGGCGAAAGAACAAAAUGAUCCUCUUUAUCAAUUCAAAUUUGAACAGGAAUUAGACGCGAUUUUAGAAGAAAUCAACAAGAUUUUGAAGACACUGAUACCUCCUGUCCCACAAAUGCAUCAUUGGAGAAUUGCCGCAAGAAAUUGUAAAAAAUUUUUUCAGUUGUGGAAAAAUUUUUUUGAAUUAAUUGGAUACAACGAUCUUCAAAUAAAUAGCCUGAGAACCAGACCGGAACUAACUAUUGAACAUCAGAGAUUUCGAGCCCUUCUGAAGAAAAAUAGAUUCAUUAAUCUAACAGCUCCAAGAACUAUCUACAAAAGUUUGGAUAAUGAAUAUGAAUUAAGCUUACAUUUAUCAAAUUUUACUAACUUAGCAAAAAAAGAAGAAAGCACACAAAAAGCUGAAGUUCAUAUAACUAAAGUAGAAAUAAUUUUCAAGAUUGAAGCUCUUCUUGUACAGUUAGAUGAUAGUGUCCAGAAAAGGUAUAGUAGAAUAAAAUCUAAAAGACGAGACGAAUUAUUGAUUUUAUUAGAUGAG